AUGGACGCAAAGAUUCUAAUUGUCGAAGAUGAACGUGAUAUUGUAGAUUUACUGUGUUACAAUCUACAGCAAGCAGGUUUUGAAACGGAUUACGUCCGGAACGGUGCAGAUGCCCUCCAUCGGGCUGUCGAAAAGCCGCCGGACCUCAUUUUGUUAGACUUGAUGCUUCCAGAGGUGGACGGACUUAUCGUCUGCCGUUUACUAAAGAACGACCCAAGGACUAAAAAUAUUCCGAUCGUGAUGGUAACCGCGAAGGUCGAAGAGCGUGACCGGGUGGCGGGGUUGGAACUCGGGGCAGACGAUUACAUCACAAAACCCUUUAGUCCAAGAGAAGUUGUACUCCGGGUAUCCGCUGUGCUACGCCGGAUCCAAGCCGGCAAACAAGCGGAAAGUACCAAGCAGAUUGAAACGCACGGACUCACAAUCAAUCUCGACAAACAUCAAGUCUUGACUGAAAACGGUUCAAUUGAUCUCACAGCGACCGAAUUCAAACUCAUUACGUUAUUCGCACGUUCGCCAGGACGCGUCUUUACCCGCGAUAUUCUAAUGGAGGUGAUAUGGGGACAGGAGUAUUACGGCAUCGAUAGGACAGUGGAUACGCAUGUCAGCCGCCUUCGCCGUAAACUUGGGGAAUUUGGUAAGCAUAUUGAGACAGUGCAUGGGGUUGGGUAUCGGUUCAAGGAAGCCAGUUGA
Geodia barretti is the source of this 693-nucleotide messenger RNA. NCBI's taxonomy places the organism in Eukaryota, Metazoa, Porifera, Demospongiae, Tetractinellida, Geodiidae. The record is from the annotation of a GenBank genome assembly.